Messenger RNA from Stegodyphus dumicola, 3082 nucleotides. It is a transcript of the gene Pka-R1, whose product is annotated as protein kinase, cAMP-dependent, regulatory subunit type 1. Gene Ontology annotation, molecular function: protein kinase A catalytic subunit binding; cAMP-dependent protein kinase inhibitor activity; cAMP binding. NCBI's taxonomy places the organism in Eukaryota, Metazoa, Arthropoda, Arachnida, Araneae, Eresidae. Gene Ontology annotation, biological process: negative regulation of cAMP-dependent protein kinase activity. The record is from RefSeq and is a predicted model, not a curated record. Gene Ontology annotation, cellular component: cytosol; cAMP-dependent protein kinase complex.
GAAAUGAAAGCCAGAGAAAAUUGAGAUUAUCCGCCGCUAUUCCAAAAAUAUGUUACAACUGUUCUUUGGACGCUUUCCAAAAUAUAAAAUUCACAAAAAUAUCUCCCGAGGUUAGCUACGAAAAUAGCUAUCGCACUUUGGCCUGCUGCGACUCCUGAUCUCUCUGCGGAGCUUAAAGGCAGGAGAACCUGGAAAAAAGGGAGAACUUUUGUUAAGCUCCCGAUUUUGAAAUUGAAUGUGAACCGCCGAAAGAACCGAAAGGAUAAAGCAGUGUCUGACGUCACCAAACUGCGAGUUCAGAGUUCCGGUCGAAGCAGUCGGUCAAUCACAACCGUUCUAUGGAGGCUGCAGCUUCAGCUAAGAAUCAGCAAAAGAAUUUGAAUGCUACAAGUCCAUGUGAUGAAAGGGAUGAUGACAUAUGUGGUACUCCCAACAUGGCACCAGCUCAGAGAGUUCGACGAGGAGCUGUUAGUGCAGAAACAUAUUCAGAAGAAGAUGCUACAACCUAUGUCAAAAAGGUUGUACCCAAAGAUUAUAAAACUAUGACAGCACUUUCCAAAGCCAUUGAGAAAAAUGUUCUCUUUGCUCAUCUGGAUGAUACUGAGCGAAGUGAUAUCUUUGAUGCCAUGUUUCCUGUAGUACAUUCUGCUGGAGAAACCAUUAUCCAGCAAGGAGAUCAAGGUGAUAACUUCUAUGUUAUAGAUCAAGGAGAAGUUGAGGUAUUUGUAAAUGGACAGCUUGUAACUACUAUUGGUGAAGGUGGAAGUUUUGGUGAAUUGGCUUUAAUUUAUGGAACACCACGUGCUGCUACAGUCAGAGCCAAAACAGACUGCAAAUUAUGGGCUAUAGAUAGGGAUACUUACAGAAGAAUUUUGAUGGGAAGUACAAUAAGAAAGAGAAAAAUGUACCAAGAAUUCCUGAGCAAGGUUUCUGUAUUAGAAAGCUUGGAUGAGUGGGAAAGAUUAACAGUUGCUGAUGCUUUAGAGCCAAUGCAGUUUAAUGAUGGUGAUGUUAUAGUUGAACAAGGGCAACCAGGAGAUGAUUUCUUUAUAAUUGAAGAUGGUACAGCAGUAGUUCUGCAGCGCAGAUCUGAGUCUGAACCUCAAGUUGAAGUAGGACAUUUAGGGCCUUCUGAUUAUUUUGGGGAAAUAGCUCUGCUAUUAGAUCGUCCCAGGGCAGCUACAGUAAAAGCUAAAGGUCCGCUCAAAUGCAUCAAGCUCGAUCGAGCUCGAUUUGAACGCAUUUUGGGUCCCUGUGCAGAUAUUCUGAAGCGAAACAUGACUCAUUACAAUAGCCUCAUUUCAUUAUCUGUGUAGUUUUUAUUCAGCCAAAGGUUCAGUGUAUAUUCAAAUGGAUUGUAUUGCCUUUACCAAACUUCUGCAUCAAAUGGAUUGCAUACAGCACUUUUCCAGUGCUGCAGAAAGUGGUACAUUCCCUUUCUUACCCCCAAGAUACUGGAUAAUAAUUAUGGAAACCACUCCACACCCAUGGAAAAUUUUAAAAGAAAAAUGUACCCAAAUCAGUCAGUUUGUGCAUUUAGAUGGCAUUGUGUGUGUACUUUUUCCUAGUGAGUGUCUUAUACAGUGGAUUCCAGGUUGUGAUUUGCCUCCUUUACUUUUUGUACAGCGCCUGUCAUUAUGUUUCCUUUGGAAGGCAGCACAUAAGGCGAUCGGAUAUCCCAGGCAUUGCGUGUGGUGCAUUGGGAGAUAAAUUUAGUGGUAAUAGAAGUUGCGUCUGUAAUUAACCAAAGAGAAUCAUAGUCGUAAUUUGUUUUAUUGAGCAGUUUUUUCUGAUAAUUCUCAGUUUCAGCUGCUCAUCAACAUUGUUGUAGUCAUUGCACAAAUGCAGCAGCAUCUUGAGUUGUUGCAAUUUUUGCUAACGUGUUAAAGAAAAUUAUAUUUUAUAUUGGACAAAAACUACUUUCAAAAGGUACCGAUAUUAUACUUUCCUCCACACUGCAAAACUUUGUGAAAUUUUGCUGUCACAUUUUUGUAUUUGUCACUUUAAGCAAUUCUCAUUCGAGCAUGGCUGAAGCCUAUGCAAAAGAUUAUAAAUAUAUAUCAUUUUUUAGAAAAACAUCUCGCAUUAUUAAAAAAAAAAUCAUUUGGAUAUCGAUACCUUUUUGAGAGACUGCUUAUUUUGCAAUUAAAAUUUGUGUCAUCAGCUUCUAGAUUUUUGAUAAUUUUUUCAGAGUUUAAUGCUCGUUGCUGUAAUAAAUAUAUUGAAUUUAAUAAACACCUAGAUAUUUUAUUGCUAUUUGUAUAUAUAAUGUGAGACAUGUUUCUAUAUGAGCUCAUGCAUGUAAUCAUUUAAUCUGUGUUACAGUUCUGAAGUACUUAACUUUUUUCAGAUAGUAAAAAAUAAAAAUAACUUAAGAUUUUUAAAAAUAUUUUUAGAUUUUGGCCAUGUAUUAAAUAAAUAUCUUGUACCUUGACUUCAGAUUAGUAAUGAAAUGAAUAAUUAAAAGUAAUACUCUUUUUUUUAUUAUAUCUCUUCUAUUGACUUCAUUUAAGUAUAUUAUGUAUGUGAGAGUUUAAUUUGCAAUGAAUGAAAAAUAUUAUAUGAAGGCAAUGUAAAAAUUUUGUUUUUCUGAAUGGCGUAAUAAACCACUGGCAGAUAAGUAUCGGUGACAAUAAAUUAAUAAACAGUGAAUUGCACAUUAUUUUUAGUUCUGCAGCAUCUGAAAUCGUUUGGAACUGCCACUGUAUAGAGCUAAUAGUUUUGCUAAAUAGUGGGGCGUAUUAUACCAGUUUUUUAAUUCUCUGACUGGUCAGUUUGUAAUUUUUUAAUUGAAAAUUUAUGAAUCUGUCUUCAUAUUUUUAGAACAAAGUUUAAUUUUAUUAAAAAUAGUUGUGUAAUAGUAAAUUUCAAACAAAAUAACUUUAUAGGACUAUUUUCGCACUGGUGUAGCUCAUGCGUAAUCAAGAGCUUGGAAAUAGAUUUUUUAAGGAAAAAAAAUUGUUAUAAAUUACAUUAAAUGUUUAUUGUAUUAUGUUUUAGUUUUUCUUUUCCCUUUUGAAAAAGAAAAGACUGUAGUGUAAACUGAGCGAGCUUGUAUGGAAAUAAACAUAUAUGCUGGAGA